GUUACUUCGCAGCAACUGUAAUCACGCCAGACAUCUCGUCUGCCCGUUAAAAAUAAUAAAUUACGCAUAGUAAUCAGAAAAUAUUAGUUUCAUUUAAAUGAAUACUUGCUAAAGAUGUUUAUUAUUAUUGUCAAUGUUUUAGAGGAGAAAAUUAUGAUGAAACUUCGUAUAUUUUUUUUCAACACAUUCUGCUUACCCUAUCCUAAAUCUCUGUGCACGCCGCCGGGUCUGCCGUCUACUGUGUUCUUCGUACGCUAAUAAACGUGUAACAACUCGUUAAUUCUCGGCUACCAACUAAUUUAACGCCGCACUAAAACUCAUUAAUCUCGGUCGUUGCGUUGUCGAUGCUGAGACUCACAAUGUUGUCUCGUACCGUGUUUCUAAGCGCGUUGUCCGUCGUCUUUUGCGACAUCUUCAACGGGGCUAUCGAGAGGAAAAUAAACGCCACGUUGAAAACUACAAAUACAUCGGACACGGCUCUGCUGCUCGAUAUCGACACGUUCGUGAGUUAUAAUGGACUGAGGAGUGGUGAUAGCUUCCUCAACUCCUCCAUCUCGGAGUAUCCACCGGCGAACUCGACAAAGGGAAGUUUGAGAAUUUAUCCGGUAUACUUUCCGCCUAAACUAGAGCCCCAGAAAAAUAAAAUGCUGGAUUUGAUGAGACAAGCCAUAUACACCACCCAAGAGAGGAUGGAGAACCUUAUUCCGAUAUUGAGAAGAUAUGAGAACGAUGCUAGCUUCAGGAUGGCUUUCAUCUUUAACAGUUGUUGUUUCAGACUAAGGCAGAUCUUGAUAGACAUGCGUCGUGUGUACACGCUGGCCUGGAGGUCCAAGAAGAAGACGUCACCCAAGGUCAUGAGGGUCUACGAACAAAUCUUCUGGUACGCACACAUCGUGAAGAAGUACUUCGACGUCCUCUACAUCGUGGAGUACGUCAUCGCGUUCCACGAGGAGAACGCCAAAGUGCUUUUAUGAUAAACCGUACAAAACAAAUGA
Danaus plexippus (monarch butterfly) is the source of this 995-nucleotide messenger RNA. RefSeq lists its product as uncharacterized. Bases 345 to 974 code for a protein of 209 amino acids. NCBI's taxonomy places the organism in Eukaryota, Metazoa, Arthropoda, Insecta, Lepidoptera, Nymphalidae. The transcript is spliced from 3 exons. The record is from RefSeq and is a predicted model, not a curated record.